ACGAUGAUAUACUACUGUACAUACUAUGGACAGGUUUACCACUCUUGAACCCAUCAAAUUAUACUCGACUCCAUCCUCAGCAGCAAAGAGCGCAUCCAAGCUCUCAACUUCCGGAGCUCCUGCUAAUUUUUCUCUCAUCGGACGGCUACCGGUGGACGUACACAUCCUCAUCUUCUCAUAUGUGGCAGUUCCAGAUUUCCCUACUUAUGCGUUGAGCUGCCAUGCCCUUGCAAGACUGUCCGCCGACGAGCGAGUGUGGGAAAAACGGUGGCGGGCGUUCGGCGCGGAGCGACUCAGCCUCUCAGCUGUUCUAGACGAACUCGAGUCCCAGUCCAAGGCCCGGAACGCGAUACGCAAAGGCGGCCUCCCUCCGACUCUAGUUGUCGACGGCGCCGACGAUGACUUUGGAGACUUCACUACAGCCAAUGCCCCUCCAGACACUAUGGACGAUUUCGCGUAUGGCUUUACCGGUGUAUCUAAUCAAAGCUCGACGACUGUGACACGGACGACUCCCAGACCAACGUUCCGCUCUCGAUACAUUCGUGCGCACAGUCUACUCAAACCCUUUGUCUCUGCCCUGUCAUCUCCCCCACACACAAUCCUUAGUGCACUCUUCCCUGCACCAGCACCGCCCCUUAGCCAACAAUCACUUGUCUUGCGUCUGCUCUCACUAUUUCUGUCGCCCAGGGUCAAGCCACUACGGAGAUGGGAAACACUACAGUCAUCGCUCCGUGCCGCUAUAGAUCUCUUUGGCGAAGCAUUGCUGACAGCAUUUGAUGCGAAUGACAGCAAUGGGGAUGAAAAGGCAAUGGCAGAGGUUGCGCAAGCCAGCUGGGGUGUGUGGGAUCUGUCGGAGGGUUCAUGGGAGCUUGCGCGAGCAUGGAUGGACAAGCAUGAGAUAUUUUAUGAACAUCAGAGUAAAUGGGAUCCGCUGGAUAACUUUACGAAGGAUGAGCAACUGGAUUUCGACGCUAUGGAUGCGUUCAUUGCGAAUGCAAUGAGAGUGCUUAAAGAACAAGGAGGGCGUGCUGUUCGUGUGUUUCCCCCGGACGCAGGCGUUUUGAUCUCAUUCUCAGAGAGACUGGCGAAUGAAGUCGUAGGUGAAUACACCACCUCGCUAUUGACGCGGGCACGCGAGAUAUCGAAUGAGAUUUUCCUGAAGGCGUCCGCUGCAAGUUUUCGCGAGGCCUGGCGUAUGGUGGAGGCAAUCGUGGAAGUCUCCAGCGCGCGUCCUGCUACCGCGGUGACUCGUACCCGUGCGGAAGAUGUCGUAUAUCGGAUGUUUGAACCAAACAUGGACGAGUAUCUUGAUGAGGAAGUUGAAUACGUUAAGUUGUGUUUUGACCGGAUAUGUCGUGCAUGGGAGAGAACGGUUCCUACGACACCAACCGCCCCACACGAACAGGCACGUUUCCUUAGCUCGCACAACCCUGCGCAAGUCAAGAGGAACGUUCUUGCGUCCUUUACUGAUGUCCUAUUACUGCCUGUUACGAUCGUACCGCGUACGACUGUCGCCGUGGGCAAGGCCUUCGGCGCCGCAUUGACGACAGGUGGGAAUGCCGCGGUACAGGGCAUUGCGAUGCUUAACCCCCAACGCUGGGGUGGGAGUGGUGCCCUUGGGAGAGACGGCUAUGCGGAGUUCGGUCAGGCGGGCACUGACGCAACUGUGUUUGAUAUCGGAGAUGAAAACGGUCAGGAAGAUGAGGAGAAAGAGACGGUUCGAGAAAAGAAACAUGUACGAUGUGGUCUCGCACCUUCCCUCUCGUCUGAUUCAAAUUCAACGCGCAUCUCGACACGCGCAACAACGCCCGUGCCCUCGGGGUCGUCAUUUGACCAGUUCGAGAUGCUACUAUCGCUCGACAUAGCUCUGGAGCUCAUCCACACAGACCGGGAGUCGUUAAAACGCUGCGAGACUUUUGCAGGAUAUCCGGGCCAGUACGGGCGCCGUGUGCACGAUACAGUGGAGGAAAUCUUUGUAUUAUUCCUGCAGGCUUUAGGCGAGCGGCACAUCAAACCUGGGUUCGAGAGGGCGGCCGAGCAGAUGAGGGCAUACCAGCCAGCAGAUCACGAAGAGACCACUAGUGUCGCGCCAUUGCUCCAGUUCUUCGAGCUGGUGCAUAUGGGAGAUACAAUGCAGUCGAUGGUACAGGUUUACUUUGACAAAGAGCUGGUACCACACAUAGAUAAGACCGAUUUCCUGAACACUGCUGUACGCGAGAAGAAGCACUUUGAGGACAUCCUUGAUGACUCCGUCGCCGCGGGCCUGAACAUGGGCACCGAGACGCUCAUGAAUCAGGUCGAGCAUAUUAUCACCAAGCACACCAAGCCUCGUGAAUACUACCCGCCAGAGGACCAACCGCUCGAGCUCGGGCCUACCGAGGGCUGCAGAGAAGCGAUCAAGUGCCUACAGAUGCACUGCCAGCUACUCAAAGGUAGUACCAGUAAAGAGGUUCUCGAAGUGUUCUAUCAGGAGAUUGGGAUUCGAUUGAUAGCCAUCUUACAAAAGCAUAUCAAACGGCAGAUCAUAUCUCUUAAUGGCGGCUUCCAGGUUAUCGCUGACCUAAACGCAUAUUAUGCCUUCAUCACGUCGCUCAAGGUGCCCAGCAUUGCGUCUGAGUUCUCGUACUUGAAGCUUCUGGGCCACGUAUACGUUGUCGAAGAUGCGAAAGAUUUGGCGCAGAUCGUGCGAGACGUUACUCGCUAUGGUGGGGCGUAUCGUCCGGAGGACGUGUACGAGUUCAUUCAGCGCCGAUCAGACUGGAAGAAAAUUGAGAAAACAGUGGAUAAGACUAUGUAUAACCUUAGCUUUAAGGAGGACUGCAUCAUUUCAUGACUUCGUUUAUUCGAUCUAUAUAAAAACGAACAAGAUAUUUUGCACCGCUUCACUAGCUAAAAUCAACCUUCAUAUCGAUGGGUGGAGACGAUGAGA
Molecule: messenger RNA, 2929 nt
Organism: Phanerochaete carnosa HHB-10118-sp
Lineage: Eukaryota; Fungi; Basidiomycota; Agaricomycetes; Polyporales; Phanerochaetaceae
Exons: 10
Coding region: 26-2833 (935 amino acids)
Biological process (GO): exocytosis; Golgi to plasma membrane transport
Cellular component (GO): exocyst; cytoplasm
Molecular function (GO): protein binding
Source: RefSeq, a predicted model, not a curated record